Messenger RNA from Marchantia polymorpha subsp. ruderalis, 2856 nucleotides. Lineage: Eukaryota; Viridiplantae; Streptophyta; Marchantiopsida; Marchantiales; Marchantiaceae. The record is from the annotation of a GenBank genome assembly.
AAGAAUCGAUUGGAGGCCAGGUUCUUUGCCCUCCAGGUGGCAUUUAAAUCUGCUCACUUCGUGUUUCAAUAUCAAUUCAAAAGUGAGAUAUGAAUUGAGGUAAUUUGUGUUUGAAGCAAGAGUAGCCAGAACUUGCUCUCUGCCUUAUAUAUGAUGUCGAGGUGGUUCGAUUUCAGAUCUGUCGAAGGACAGACAGGCAGACUUACGGAAACCACAUCAAUGUCUUAGACUCGCGUUUCUUCGAAGAAAGCUCCUGAACCCGAAUCGCUGCCAUCAUCUGUAAGCACUCGAGGUCUCCAGUCACCUCGAGACUCGCUAAAACACGUCAACAAUCACGAGAUUCACCGGACUCCAUAUCUUUCUUGGUCUCAGCCGAGUGUUUCGAAACUCAAGAGCCACGAGAAGAUCGUCAGCAUCAUCCAUCAUCCACCAUCUGAAGCUGGUUUGGAGAAUGAGGGAUGAGCGAAGCUGGCCAUGGGUCCUGCCUGAAGCAGCAGCAGCAGCAGCAGCUCUGGUCCUGGUCUUGGCUCUAGCAUGCCAGUUCGACACGACUGAGGGAGUAUCGGUGCCGACAGUAACCUGCAGCUCGGGCAACGAAGGCUGCUCGGUGACGAACUACCUGCGAGAGUUUCCAGAUCGCAGCCAGUGCAGGGCUGCAGCAGUGGUGUACCCGAGCACGGAGCAGGAGCUCGUGGCAGCCGUGGCACAGGCAGUCAGAAAUGGGCAGAAGAUGCGAGUUGUGAGCAAAGGCAGCCACAGCAUUCCGAAGCUCGUUUGUCCGGGCGGCAAUGGGACGGGGCUGAUCAUCAGCACCAGAGACUACGACCAGAAUAUUGUCGUGGAUCGAGCUGCUCAGACUGCCACCCUCGAUGCCGGGGUCCGCCUGAAGCCAUUCGUGGACACUGUGGCUGGCUAUGGAUUGGCAUUCCCCCAUCUCCCCUACUGGGCGGGGCUGUCGAUCUCGGGAGUGCUGGCCACUGGCGCUCAUGGCAGUGGCCUGUGGGGCAAAGGCAGCGGCGUGUACGAGUACGUGACGGCGAUGAGGCUCGUGGUGCCUGCGUCUGCAGCCGAAGGGUACGCCAAAGUCAUCAGCCUCGUGGCAGGACAGGACGACGAGCUUCUGAAUGCAGCCCGAGUGUCUCUGGGCGUGCUGGGAGUCGUGUCGACGAUCACGCUGCAGCUGCAGCCUCAGUUCAAGAGAUCCAUCACCUUCGUGCAGAAGUCCGAUUCCGAUCUCGAGUCUCAGAUCCUCCCGAACGCAUGGCACAACGAGUUCGGUGACAUCCUCUGGCAGCCUGCGCUGAAACUCGCCGUCUACAGGCUCGACAAUCGAGUGUCCCUCGGCACUUUCGGUCGAGGGACGAAUAACUUCACCGGAUUUCAAGCUCAGUCCUCGGCCCUCAUCGCGGCCAAUAGGAUUUCUGAGGAGGAGGCCGAGGCGCUGCAGAGCGGCGAGCAGAAGUGCGUGCAGCUGGCGGCGGUGCACUCGGCGAUGGUGGCCACGGCCUUCGGGUACACGAGCAAUGGGCUGCUGUUCACGGGCUACCCGAUCGUGGGCUACCAGAACUCGCUGCAGACGAGCGGGCCAUGCGACGACGCAACGCUGCCCACGUUCGUGUGCCCAUGGGACCGCCGCACCAAAUCCUCGUACUACCUGCAGACGACAUUCUCGGUGCCACUGGCGAAGGUGGCCGCAUUCAUCGUCGAUGUCAAAUCCAUGGUGGCUCUGAGGCCGAGCGCGCUCUGCGGGCCCGGGCUCUAUUUGGGAGUUCUCAUGCGCUACGUGAAGAAAUCGAGCGGCGCAUUUCUGGGCGAGCUCGAGGAUGCGGUGGAUGUGGAUUUCACGUACUACCGCAGCCUGGACCCCAAGACGCCACGCCUGGACGAGGACGUGAUGGAGGAGAUCGAGCAGAUGCUGCUGUUCAAGUACAAAGCUCGGCCUCACUGGGCCAAGAAUCGCAAUGUGGCCUUCGCCACCACGCCCUCGCUGUACCCGGACCUGCCGAGGUUUCUGCGCGCCAUGAAGCAGCUCGACCCCGACCGACUCUUCUCCAACGAGUUCACCGACGCCGUGCUCGAUGUGGACGGCGCAGCCUCCACGCUUCAGAAGUUUGCGCCAUUCUGCGCCCUCGACGGGCUCUGCAUUUGCAGCGAGGACAUUCACUGCGCCCCGGCCUCGGGCUAUUUCUGCCGCCCUGGCCUCGUGUACAAGGAAGCUCGCGUCUGCAGGAAGGUCAAAUCUUCCCGACGAUGACGAUGGUGCAGCUGAAUUUUGACCAUUUUCAGGUCAGAGUGUAAUCGAAGGAUCAUCAUCCCUCGGGCAUGGCGUCGUGUUGUUGGAUUCUGAAGUCCUCGGGUCCGACGACUCGACGAAGACUAUGGUCCCCGAACAAAUAUAAUUGAAUGCAACGAUCUCUGAGCUGUGAAGGGGGGCAGAGAUGGUUGGUUUCGGUUAAGAUUGUUUGAGGUCUGAACCAUCUGGCCCUGGAAUAGCUCGCUCGCCCAUAGACAGACAGACAGCAGAUGGCAAAUUGUCACGAAAUCACAGUCGGAUGGAUAAUGGGAGGUAAAUCUCAAUGAACAAUUCUCUUCAUCUUCGACCUCUUGCAAAUUGCAAGAGGCCGACUCGGUUGAAACCUGUCAAGCGUUCUCAUCGUGGCACAUACAACCAAUUCUCAUUUCUCAAUCUCGAUUAGCAGGGGGUGAGAUUCGCCUUCACCAUCCAGUAUCACCCAUACGAGCAUUGUGUGAUAUCUCUGUGUGUGUCUCACUCUCACGAACAUCGGCCAUCAUUGCAUCACCUUGUCUUCAAUUUGAAUACCUGGGCAUGAUCUCACAGCCUCCGUUUGCACCAGC